Molecule: messenger RNA, 636 nt
Organism: Triticum aestivum (bread wheat)
Lineage: Eukaryota; Viridiplantae; Streptophyta; Magnoliopsida; Poales; Poaceae
Product: histone H2B.3-like
Exons: 1
Coding region: 59-475 (138 amino acids)
Cellular component (GO): nucleosome
Molecular function (GO): structural constituent of chromatin; DNA binding; protein heterodimerization activity
Source: RefSeq, a predicted model, not a curated record
GUUCACCGUCGAUCCAAACUCAUCUCCCCACACCCUCGAAUCAUCAGCCUCAGCUCCCAUGGCGCCCAAGGCGGAGAAGAAGCCGGUGGCGGAGAAGGCCGAGAAGACCACGACGGCGAAGAAGACCAAGGCCGAGAAGCGGCCGCCGGCGUCCAAGGAGGGCGGCGAGAAGAAGGGGAAGAAGAAGGCCAAGAAGAGCGUGGAGACGUACAAGAUCUACAUCUUCAAGGUGCUCAAACAGGUGCACCCGGACAUCGGCAUCUCCUCCAAGGCCAUGUCCAUCAUGAACUCCUUCAUCAGCGACAUCUUCGAGAAGCUCGCCGGGGAGUCGGCCAAGCUCGCCCGCUACAACAAGAAGCCCACCAUCACGUCAAGGGAGAUCCAGACCUCCGUCCGCCUCGUCCUCCCUGGCGAGCUCGCCAAGCACGCCGUCUCCGAGGGCACCAAGGCCGUCACCAAGUUCACCUCCUCCUAGGCUUCAUCCUCGUUUCUCAAUCCGUUGGACUCUGUAUGUAGUUAGCUGCAAGAUUGUGUUCUGAAUGUGUAAUCUUGUGCUGCUUGUGGGUCUGAAGAAAUAUUCAUAGGACUGGUUAAUGAAUAUUUUUGCCGCUUGAAGAAAUAUUGUGUGUCACAUCA